AUGGCAUUAAGCCACGCAAAAUAUUUAGUAAUGACAAAUGCGGAUAUACUUCCGAUAAUUAUAUCCAACCUCGAUCAGAGUUCUUUACUUUCUAGCGCACUAGUAUCACGUUUAUUCAACGAAAUUUCUACCCAAUUUCUUUAUUCACGAGUUGAGUUAAAAAACGUUAAAGGCGUUGACACUUUCCUUGGCACGUUAAAUCGUACCAAACACCGUAUUUUAUACAACACGAUUCAUACAAAGGAAUUUCUCGUGAAUAACAUACAAAGCAUUACGAUGGAUAGUCCAAAUUUAGCAUACAUGUCAGGAGAAAAGUUAAGCAAAAUCAUUAAAGAAUGUGAAAAAGUGAGGGAGGUCGUGAUCGGGAAGUGCACUUUGAGUAAAAGUAUUAUUAAUUCAAUUGCACAAUUGGAAAAGUUGAGUAUAUUGAAAUUUAACAAAUGUUCCGUUAAUGAUACUAAUAUACUCAACCCUUUGAUUUCCGAGUCGAGUGAUAUUUCCGAUGGGAAAAGUUCGGAAUCGAAUCACAUCAUCACCAAUAUCAAUACAAAUACCAAUAAAAGAUAUUUUGGAAAGAAUUUAAGAAAUAUCAUUACAACGAAAUUAUUAAACAAAAGAAGACAACCUUUUAUCACGAUUAAACCUAAUAAAGUUGAUAAUGAAAUCUCAUCAAUUCCGGAUCCUAUUUACAAGUCCAACUUAACCAAUUUAACACAUUUAACGAUCGAUAUACAACCGUCAUGUUCAUCUCGGUUCUUAAUCUCGUUGGCGUGUCAAAAUAAAAGUUUAAGAUCCUUGGAUUUGCAAUUUCAAGGGUUAGACGAUUCGUUACUUACGAUUACACAAAAUUCCCUUAACCUUCAAUAUUUAAAAAUUACUGAAUGUAAAAAUUUGUCCGAACAGACCAUUUUACAAUUAAUUCAAGAUAAUUUUUCCACUCCCAAUACCAAAGAUCGAUGUAGGCUAAAGGAAUUAUUAAUAGAUUACGGUCCUUUCUCGGAGAAAUUCUUACUUUCAUUAUCAAAUUUAUGCAAGACACAACGUAAAAUUUCAGUAAUCAAACCUCCAGCGAAUUAUCAUGGUUAUGACUUAAAACUUUAUGAUGAUUCGUUAGAGAUAUCUAUCGAUCACAGCGAAGACAUUGGGAACGUUUUAUUAAAAUUCUAUUUAAACAUUGGUACAUCAGCAGUAGAAGAACACGUGGGCAAGAGCAACACCAUCAACAAUGCGAUGGAAGAAUUGUUGUUGGAUGGAAUCCAAGUUUCUCCAAACAGCUUAAAUAUUAUUUGUCAACACCUUGUCCUUAAAUCAUUAAAGUUACAAAACAUACCAAUAACGUUUAGUCGAUUAACAAAACACGAUAUUAUAAAUAGCAUUAAAUUAUCAACUAAUUUAUAUGAAUUAUUUGUUACCGAAACGUUACAAAGUGAUGAUACUAACAAGAAUUAUAGUUUGAAAUCAUUGAAUUAUAGUGAUUUUAAUGAAUUGGCUAAAAAUUGUCCAAAUUUAAAGAGAAUUUAUUGGAAUCAUAAAUUAUUCGUUGAUAAAUUUACGAUACAUUCUAAAUUUGUACAAUUUAUUGAUAUUUAA
This is a messenger RNA of Funneliformis caledonium, 1590 nucleotides long. The record is from the annotation of a GenBank genome assembly. NCBI's taxonomy places the organism in Eukaryota, Fungi, Glomeromycota, Glomeromycetes, Glomerales, Glomeraceae.